AUGGCAUUGGCUUUCACAAUGCACGGCAGCGACGUCGUGGUACAAAAUGCCUGCUUUCAUCAGUCGGACGCCAUUCUGGCACAAAACCUUGUGGGUGCAAGUUCACGGCGGAAAGAGGCCCCCCGUCAUGAAACCAUCGGCACCUCCGCCAUCCUACCGCAGACAACGUUCACCGUCACCGCGGGAAGCCUGCCGGCCGACAUCUUCCGGAGCGGGACGGUGCCUACGGCUGGGAGAAAAGAGCGAGGAAGGGCGAGGGUGACGCCGGAGCAAAGCCGGCUGCAAAGCGUGGGUGGGGUUCGGGAGUGGCGCGGCAGGGGCCCGGGGGGGGGGGGGAGGGCCGAGCAAUGGGGACAAGGGGGAUGGGGCAGGGUUGGGGCGGGAGAUGCCAGGAGCACGUCCUUAUCAGGGAACAGCUCCUAUUGCGAUAAUAGAGUCAAGGUCUCGGCAGCUGACUUAUUCAUAUUGGUAUUUCCAUCCACGAGAUGGGAAAUUGUUCAUCUUUGGAUGAAUAGUUCUGAUUCUUGUGGAUGA
Messenger RNA from Athalia rosae (coleseed sawfly), 534 nucleotides. RefSeq lists its product as uncharacterized. Lineage: Eukaryota; Metazoa; Arthropoda; Insecta; Hymenoptera; Athaliidae. The coding region runs from base 1 to 534 and encodes 177 amino acids. The transcript has 3 exons. The record is from RefSeq and is a predicted model, not a curated record.